Patella vulgata (common limpet) is the source of this 1279-nucleotide messenger RNA. Its product is annotated as DNA-directed RNA polymerase II subunit rpb1-like. Bases 149 to 1279 code for a protein of 376 amino acids. NCBI's taxonomy places the organism in Eukaryota, Metazoa, Mollusca, Gastropoda, Patellidae. The transcript is spliced from 14 exons. The record is from RefSeq and is a predicted model, not a curated record.
AUAAAUCUAGAUACGUAUGUAAAUAAAGAAAGUCGAACAAUUUUAAGCUGAAACAAAAUUGGUUGAGUUACUUAUCUUAUCUUAACUUUUCCUUUUAUUCCUUUUAACAGUUGGAACAACUACACCACGGUGUCUUGUGACAGAAGGAAUGGCAAGUCCAACAGUUAUACCAGCUGCAUACCUUGAACAACCAUCUGGAUUCCCAUCGACAGAUGAUCCAGAGAAUCUGAGACCAGGUGGUGAUCAAUUUACAAUUAACCCAUCGGAUGCUCCUACCAACGUCACAUUUAAACUUACUGAUGAUGUUGAGCCCGUUGAUCUGUCAGAAGUAAAACUUCCUGCCAAUGACAAUGUGCAAACAUUUAGAGUAUUUGGACGAACGGGACCUUCAGCACCAUGGACACUACUUGAAUCUACUGAUAAUGAUACCACUGAUGAUUCUCUUAAAUUCCCACCUGAAGUCGUUGUCACAGAGAUUAUGGUCGAAAUAACACCAACGGAUUCGGACAAACCAGUGACGAUUGAUGUUAGUGUGCACGCCUGUUUUGUAGUUACAACUGGCACAGAAGGAACAUCACCAACAGCACCCGAAACUUCGCCAACUGCACCCGGAACUUCGCCAACUGCGCCGGAACCACCAGGAACUUCCCCAACUGCACCCGGAACUUCCCCAACUGGACCCGGAACUUCACCGACUGCGCCUGGAACUUCUCCCACAGUUGGAACAAAAACACCACGAUUUUGUGCCGAGGUUAAAGGUAUGGAGGACCCUGCUAUUAUACCCGCUUCCAGUAUAACAGCACCGGGCGUUUCCAAUCCCGAAAACCUUAGACCAGGAAGUGCAACCACAGCUACUUUCCCUGCCCAAUCUUCACCAAUUAGUGUAACAAUCGAUUUGGCACCCAUCACUGAUGAAACGGUAGAAAUUAAAUCAGUGGAACUUGUAUCACCACAGAAUGUAGGAUCUAUCAGGGUAUUUGUAAUUGCAACUGGUGGUUCAGAAACAGAAGCAACUUAUUUGACUGCAACUGAUUUAUCAGCACCCAUUCCUAAAGCUACCUUCCCUGCUGGUACGGAAGCUGCACAAAUCAGAGUCGAAGUAACCCAAACCAAUAACGAUUCCGAAACAAGUUUCUCUCUUGAUGUUAGAGCAUGUUUCGAAGAAACAAGUGUGUCCGGCACAUCACCCACUGAAGCAGGAACAUCACCCACUGAAGCAGGAACAUCUCCUACAGAUAAAUCUAGAUACUUGGAACAACUACACCACGGUGUCUUGUGA